AUAAAGAAAUUUGUAAUAGUGCUAAUAGUAAAGUAGCUUGUAAUAGUACUAAUGGUAAUAUAGCUUGUAAUGAUGCUAAAAGCAAAGAUAUUUGUAAUAGUGCUGAAGAUAAAAUAACAUAUAAUAAUGCUAAUGGUAAAGAUACUUGUAAUGUUGAAGAUGAAAAAUCUUGUAAUAAUGAUAAUAGUAAAGAUUCUUGUAAUAAUUCUGAAAGUAGUGCUGAAAGUAGUGUUAAAGAUAGUAUUAAAAGUUAUCUUUUUUUGACUGAUAUUUAUAUGCAAAUAUUGAAUGCAUAG
Racocetra persica is the source of this 296-nucleotide messenger RNA. The record is from the annotation of a GenBank genome assembly. NCBI's taxonomy places the organism in Eukaryota, Fungi, Glomeromycota, Glomeromycetes, Diversisporales, Gigasporaceae.